CGUUCCUUCACCGGGCAAAUCACUCACUCACACUGAGAGACUGCGUAGCACGACUCCCUUCCUCUUCAUUUCAAAUCUGGAGUGGAGAAGAGAGUUUUAAUGUUGCCAGUUGCCCUUUCCAUCACUGUGUUUGUAUGAUUAAUAGUAGGCUAUUGCCAUUCUGGAUUUAAAGUGAAUUCGUUUUUCUAACGGGGCUCUUGACACGAAGACUUUUCUGCUGUACGGUAUUCGGACAAGGCUCGUGAAAACGCCUGCGUAAACGGACACUGAUAUCGGACAGAUCAGCCUCAUGAGGAGCAGGCUACAGAGCGAAUGCCAGAGGAAUUGAGAGGGGACAAAUAAAGAGAAUACUGCUGUGAGGAUUGAGACGAGAAGAGGAACAGGACUUUUGGGGAUAGGAGAGAAAGAGAAGGAGUGAAGAUGGGGAGGAAAAAGAUCCAGAUAGCACGGAUUAUGGAUGAACGCAACAGACAGGUGACGUUCACCAAGCGGAAGUUUGGCCUGAUGAAGAAGGCGUACGAGCUGAGCGUGCUGUGUGACUGUGAGAUCGCCCUCAUCAUCUUCAACAGCACCAACAAGCUGUUCCAGUACGCCAGCACCGACAUGGACAAGGUCCUGCUCAAAUACACAGAGUACAACGAACCUCACGAGAGCAGGACCAACUCUGACAUCGUGGAGACUCUGCGAAAGAAGGGUCUAAAUGGCUUUGACAGUCCCGACAUCGAGGCAGACGACUCUGCUGGUCAGAGCCCCGAAUCAGAGGACAAAUACCGCAAGAUCAACGACGACAUCGACCUCAUGAUCAGCAGACAGAGACUCUGUCAGGCUCUCCCACCCUCUAACUACGACAUGGUUGGCUCCAUCCAGGGCCAAAAUAACAGCGGACUACUCUACUCUCAACCUGGGGCGGGCGGUUCCUUAGGAAACCACAAUCUGCUGCCCCUCUUGCACACACAACUUGGGCUGCAGAGGAACAGCAUGUCGCCUGGACCUCAACACACACACCGACCCCCCAGCGCUGGAAACGCAGGAGGGAUGAUGGUCUCAGAGCUGUCUAACACCGUCUCUAACACUGGUAAUGGUAGCUAUAGUAACCACCCUCACUCUCCGGGGCUGCUGUCUCCGGGAUGUGUGUCCAAAGGCAUGCAGGCCAAGACUCCGCCCCUGAUGACCUCCAUGACCCUGAGUGGUAACCGCAAGCCAGACCUCCGCACGCUGCUGCCCCCUGGCAACAAAAACAACAUGCCCUCCGUCAACCAGAGAAUAAACCACUCCCAGUCUGCCCAGUCUUUGGCUACUCCUGUGGUCUCCAUAGCAACACCUACUCUGCCCGGGCAGGGUAUGGGAGGGUACCCCUCUGCCCUCUCCACCUCCUAUGGCACAGAGUACUCUCUGGGUGACCUGAGCUCUCUGUCAGGCUUCGGAGGGAACGGCUCUGGAUCACUUCACCUGGGAUCAGUAACAGGCUGGCAGCAACAACAGCUACAGAACAUGCAGCACUCAGCACUAGGACACAUGGGAAACCUUUGUCAGAACUCCAACCUCAACCUCCAGAAUGUCCAUCAGAACCUUCACAUCAAGUCAGAGCCCGCCUCCCCGCCCAGAGAUCGAGGCAUCGGAUUUGUCAGCGGAGGGAUGGGGGCCGUGUCCCAGGGCUACCUAACAAAUCAGGGCCCAGCCGAGGCAGGGCGGUCUCCUGGCGACAGCCUAUCCAGCUGUGGGAGCUCAUACGACGGCAGCGACCGCGAGGAUCACCGCGGAAACGACAACUUCCUGCUGCGCCCGAUGUCCAAUCAGGAGGAACACCACAGCCCGUCCGUCAAACGCAUGCGCCUAUCAGAAGGCUGGGCUACAUGAUAAGGCCCGCCCCUGAUUC
This is a messenger RNA of Salvelinus namaycush (lake trout), 1876 nucleotides long. Its product is annotated as myocyte-specific enhancer factor 2C-like. The coding region runs from base 421 to 1857 and encodes 478 amino acids. The record is from RefSeq and is a predicted model, not a curated record. The transcript is spliced from 9 exons. Gene Ontology annotation, molecular function: protein dimerization activity; DNA-binding transcription factor activity, RNA polymerase II-specific; RNA polymerase II cis-regulatory region sequence-specific DNA binding. Lineage: Eukaryota; Metazoa; Chordata; Actinopteri; Salmoniformes; Salmonidae. Gene Ontology annotation, biological process: positive regulation of transcription by RNA polymerase II.